GCAAAAAAUGACACCUUCUUCAUCCGACACACAAAAUCCACCAGCAAUGUCCAUUUGUCCCAUUUCCAACGGUCGCUAUUUUCGUAUUGCUUGCCUUGCUUACUCUACCGACAAGUUCUUCUUUCUGGGGGACUCAUUUUCCCUCUCCAUUCUCCUCCUUUUUUGUCUGUUUCCUGUUUUCUUGUUAUCAGGACAAAUGCCAACCCAAAAGAAGGAAUGAAAAAAUGGAAAAAGAUCCUCUGAAAACGACUUGUUUGACAAUGAUUACGAAAUAAUGUAAACAGGGUCCUGCUUGGAUUCUGUUUUGGCUCUUAACAACGGGAAUUAUGUGAACCCUUUUGGAAUUGAACAUUCAUAUUCAUUCAUAAUGUCGUAAAGUUGGUGUCUUUGAGGUUAUAGUUAUUGAAGGGUUUUUUUUUUUUUUUUUGGUUGCCAAUUUUUAUCCAUCAAUGUGGAAAUUGGUUUUAGUUAUUCUGAUUGAUGGUUAAUCUUAAUCAAGUACAGGAUGCGGUGCUGCCUCCUCUUCCACCGAUGUGAGUGCCAUUAAUUUCCUCAUUUUCUUUCAAUGAAUGCUGAUAGUUCUGAUAUGGUUAAUUUAUGCUGUGUUUUUUGUGUUUGCCAAAUGUCAUGUUUGUUUUACUUUGAUGGCGUAGUGUAACAAUUUAAUGCAUGCCGGAUGGGGGUUUACGAAAUCUAGUGUGCAUUUUGUGUACGUUGUUGUUUUCUAGCUUUAUUGAGAGCCUUACCUUAUUAGUUUCAAAGGUUAUGUGAAUCAGAUUCAUUAAUGUGAGUGUGUGACUUAUGACAUCUGCCUUCAAAUUCUAUAUUUUAAGUGAAUUUUGCCACCACACCCCGAAAAGCAUUGACGCCAAGCUCCAGUGGUCUCUGAGCUCUUUUCGGUGUCUGAAUUGUAUGAAUGAGGCUACUUAUCUUCUGAAAUACUUUACAUUCUAUGUUCAUCAGUGUUUUGUUUUUCUACAUGUUCAUUUGCUUUCAAUCCAGAUGAGUCUUAAACCAUACCGAAUGAGAAAAUUGGAUUGUAUUAUGAUACUUUUGUUGUUGGUGGUCUAGCCAUUAGAAGGAGUAGAUAAACAAUUCUCUGAUGUCAAACAGAAUUUUUAUUGUUCUUUCGCGUCCUGAUUCCGUUGCCUAAUAGAAAUGUCAUCAUUUGUCAAAUGGUAGAAUGACUCUGGAUUUUAGAAAUUCAUUUUGUGCUUUUUUAUUCCUGUUGGUUGGUGGUGUGCAUUUGCUGUAUCAGGUAUUUCCCGAUCCUGCGUUUUGACGUUUGGUUAGGUUGAUGGUUCAGAGGGUUAUUUUUUCCCUUUUAGUAUAUUAAGUAAGAAGAGAUAAUCAAACCUGGUGGUAAUGCAGUCUUCCUAAUUUGAAUGCUUAGUUAAUGAAUGACUCAAGUACAAUGAAAUUUCAAUUUUGAUAGAUUUGUUAUUUGCCAUCUCCUAUCAUUUGUUUUUCUAUCUAUCACUUUAAAUUAUGCUUUUUUCCUUUGUGCUGUUCAAUGUAAAAGUCUUAUGUCCACUUGUGGUUGUAUAGCAUACACUGGCUUAAUUCCAGGAUGAUUACAAAUUUGGGUACAAUUCUCAUUUUAUUUCUACACGUUUUUUCUGAUCUUGGUUUUUUUUUUUCCCCUGCAUUUGACAUUCCAAAUGUAGCUUAUGCUGGUGUGUUGGUAGUGACCACUUCCAUCAGUAAGCGUGAAGUCCACUUCUCAUUGUAUUUGUAUACCAUUACUUGAUGUCUCCUUUCAUUUGGUGACUCUAUUCAUCACUCAAAAUAACCCUUAUGGAUUACCUGGUAUUUUACUGUCUUGUAUUUCAAUGUUUGUGUAGUCAAAAUUAGCCUUUUUGGUCAGAGGCCUAUCUUUUCUUUCCUGUAUUCUAAGUAAGAAAAGAAAAUUAAACCUUUUUGCUUUGGUUUUCCUUAUUUGUCAUUCCAAUUUUUGCUUUUUCCUUCUGCCGUUACGGUAAUCUACAAUUCAAUUUGUAUGCCUAAGGCUCCACUUUUCAUUGUAUUUCUAUGCCUUUUCAAACAGUCAGGGUGAGUGUCUGCCAAAGGAAUAAAUGAAUCUUGAGUUACUCUAGAAAAGUGUAUUAUUUCCAAAACCCUCGUUCCAUUUACAUUCCUCUUAUUGUUAGUUAUUAAGGUGUUGCUUGUUUUUUUUAAAAAAUUCUAUGAAGUAGAUAUAGUAGCUCUCAAUGUCGGUAUAAGCUGUAGUUCGGAUUAUAAAGUUAGACGGAAUAAGAGGAAGAUCAGCCAAGUUUUUGUUAAAUACGUUUUGGCCAUUUGGAAUGAAAUUAAAUUAGUUCUUCUGUGGUCACUGACAUGCACUGUACAGCUUUGUUAUGGGUGAAGAGUAGUGAACACUCACAUUGGAUUUUUCUUUACUGGGGUCCACCACAUAAAAAUUUCCGUGUAAGUCGCGGGAGGAUUCGCUUAGUCUUUGACAGUGUUUUAUUACUUGAUAAGGAUGUAAUCAUUUAAGUAAUGUGUGAAAUGGAUGAGUGAAAAAGUACUGUAAGUGGAAGAAAAUAGUUUAUAUGUAAAUGUCGUUACCAUUUGCAUUUGAGCUUGUAAAGCAUCUGCCAGUGGCUGCUUUGUGCUUAUUCCAGUGUUUAUAUGCAAUGGUUCUUGUGAGUCUAUUUUGUCAGUUCUCGGACAACCACCACAUGUUUCUCAUUUUGUGGACUUCAUGUCUGGCAAGAACUGUUAAAUGUGGUUAUAGGUGUCCUCUUAUGUUUCUGUUCACGUUCCAACUUGCAGGGUAAGGGAUGUUGCUUAACUCCCCGAAUGUGUAGGCCUGAGGGGGGGAAAUUGGAAAAAAAAAAAUGGCAUGUUUAGCAUGUGUCUUGAUAAUGAUAAUUUAAGUGGCAAAGUUUGCAGACUUCCCAUGCUAAAGAAAAUAAUGCAUGCUGUCCCUGAGAUAGAAACUGAGUUUCCAGGUCAUGCAUCCUUUGGUUCUCCAUUCAAGCUUGUUGUUACAGAGUUUAGAACAUUUUUCGAUUCUUCUUUCACCAACAUGUGUCCUUUACUGGCUUAAUGAGAAGUGAACUACAGAUAUAACAGGCUUGUAGACCUGUAUCUGACCAUUUCAUCCCCAGCCCUGGUGGAGAUCAUCUUUUCCCCCCACUUCUACGUUAUUUUUGAAAAUAUAUAUAUAUAUAUAAAUAUAUAUAUAUAUAUAUACAUACAUGUAUAUAUAUAUAGUUUGAGUUCUUCCUGUAAAUUCUUUCUCAACUUCAACAAUAAAAAAAAAAAAUGUUUCUCGGAUGACGAUCUAGUACUUUUCUACCAUAUAAGGAUAACUUAUUGCUGUUAUUUGGCUCAUGACUAAUCUUAGAUCUUGUCUUUUAACAUUGUAUAUGAUGCUAUGUAUUUACCUGUUUGCUUCUACUUUUACACAGGAAAACUGGUGGGGAGUUGAGCACAGACUUGAAGAUACCGCUCGAAAACAAAUCUAGUAUGGCAGGAAAGUGGCCAUGUCUCUUUCCUUCAGCUUCUGCUCAAGACUUGAGAUGUUUCGAGAUGGAAAAAGAGAAGCUGGAUCAAUCCUCUCCACGAGGAGUUAUAGAAGCAUGCAUUACAGAUUUGGAGAAGGAAUCCGAUUCCCCGAAGAAAAGGUGCUUAGUUUCUACAGUUGAAUCAAAGUCAAGAGAACCUUCUCGCUGGCACAGAUUCUUUAAACUCUGGAAGCAACGUACCAUAAAACGGCUCCCUUCCUUUCCUCCUUUGGUAUCAAGAAGAAGAAGUAGAAACGAAAGGGAAAGCAUAGACAUCGAGUUUUCUCCUGGAACGUGGAAGAACUUCACUCACUCUGACCUUAAGCAAGCAACUAACAAUUUUAGUCAAGAAAAUCUGAUUGGAAAAGGUGGGUAUGCUGAAGUGUACAAGGGAUGCCUCCCAGAUGGACAGCUGGUGGCAAUCAAACAGCUCAAUAAGGGAACAGCUGAGGAGCAGAUAAUAAACUUCUUAUCCGAGGUUGGCAUCAUUGCACAUGUCGAUCAUCCUAAUACUGCUAAGAUGAUUGGCUAUGGAAUUGAAGGAGGAACAUAUCUUGUUCUUGAGUUAUCUUCUCUAGGGAGCUUAGGAUCAUUGCUUCAUGGCUCAAAGGAAAAGCUAAAUUGGGAAAUUAGGUAUAAGAUUAUACUGGGAACAGCUGAUGGUUUACGAUAUCUUCACGAGAACUGCCAAAGGAGGAUCAUUCACAGAGACAUAAAAGCUGACAAUAUCCUACUCACUGAGAAUUAUGAUCCCCAGAUCUGUGAUUUUGGUCUGGCAAAAUGGCUCCCAAAACAGAUGACUCAUUGCAGUGUGUCGAAGUUUGAAGGGACAUUUGGGUAUUUCGCUCCAGAGUACUACAUGAAUGGUGUUGUGGAUGAGAAGACUGAUGUAUUUGCUUUUGGUGUACUGCUUUUAGAGAUCAUAACUGGACGACGAGCGCUGGAUGAAUCUCAGAACAGCCUUGUGCUCUGGGCAAGGCCGCUGCUUGAUCACGAUAAGAUUGACGAGCUAGUUGAUCCUUCACUUGGUAAAGAAUAUAACAAAGAAAAGAUGGAUUGUGUACUGUUGACUGCGAGUCUGUGCAUUAAUUUUAAUCCUACUGAGCGGCCUCAAAUGAAUAAGGUUGUAGCGCUGCUGAGAGGCGAAGGAAAGUCCUUGGAGUGUCUUAUGCAACGUGAAAACCAGCGAUGUUUGCUUAGAACUUACUCGGAAGAACUACUAGAUGCCGAUGAAUACAACUCAACCAAGUAUUUAUGUGACCAUCUUAUGCAUGUGGCUUUGAGUUCUUGAGAUGAGAAUAUUUGUACAUACCCUGCCUAGAAGUUUUAGAGGGAAAAAAAACAGGUUUCUUGCUGAGAGGAAAUUUGUCCUGCAAAAACUGUCUUUAUAGACUAAUUCUGGGUCAAUGUUAGGAUGAAAUUAGUGUAAAAAUGACUUGUACAAACUUCUGAAACUUGACUUGUUUUUUCUGCAAUGCGAUUGAGUUAGAUAAACAGGUAUAAAUUAUAUUGUAGAGCUCAUCUGGAAUAUGGUACCAGAAUUGGUGACUGAUCUAGCGAUUGCUUUUGUUAGAUCUUUUUACUCCUUUGCUCAUGGC
Messenger RNA from Oldenlandia corymbosa var. corymbosa, 5110 nucleotides. The record is from the annotation of a GenBank genome assembly. Lineage: Eukaryota; Viridiplantae; Streptophyta; Magnoliopsida; Gentianales; Rubiaceae.